AUGCUAAUUUUUCUUUUAUUAUUGGCGUUUGCUACUGAUUAUGCUAGAAGUGGGGACUGCAAUUUGAUCUCAAAGGAAGGACACGGAAAUUUACAGGUGCAUGGACAUGGUCUUCAUCGACAAAUCGAGUUGACAACAUUCAUUCAAGCAAAAUCACGAGUUCCACAAUGCCGAUUGAUGUACAGUGUCUCAAUUCCCAAUGAGGCAUAUGUUGAUGAAAGAGAACUGACCAGCGCAUUUCCUGGCUAUGAAAUAGUCUUUGGAGACAGCAAAAAGAAUAAUAAUCGUCUGAUUUACAUCGUCAGACAAAAGUUGUUCCUCUCCACAUUUGAAAUGAAAGAAAAGCUGAAAUUUCCAGUUCACUUGUUGCCACCUAGUAAGCAGAGACUUCCGGAAGUAAAAUUUUUCCAACCUAUAAUCGCUGUGGAUUGCAAGGGAGAUUUCACAGGCUGUCCAACAACUGGAAUUCGAAGUAAAGACGCUCGAGUGAAGCCCACAUCCGGAAAAUGGCUGCAAGUGAAACCUUGGGAAAAAAUCCGAACAGUCGUCGACAUUUUCCGAAAGGAGCCACUGUUUCCCGAACUCCCACUGCAGUCACUAUUUAUCUUAGCAGCAUCUUUAUCGUUUAGCAUGUUUUAUUUAAUGAAUUAG
Molecule: messenger RNA, 651 nt
Organism: Caenorhabditis remanei
Lineage: Eukaryota; Metazoa; Nematoda; Chromadorea; Rhabditida; Rhabditidae
Exons: 6
Coding region: 1-651 (216 amino acids)
Source: RefSeq, a predicted model, not a curated record